Hemibagrus wyckioides is the source of this 3345-nucleotide messenger RNA. RefSeq names its product insulin-like growth factor binding protein 2b (gene igfbp2b). The transcript has 4 exons. Gene Ontology annotation, cellular component: extracellular region. Gene Ontology annotation, biological process: regulation of insulin-like growth factor receptor signaling pathway. Lineage: Eukaryota; Metazoa; Chordata; Actinopteri; Siluriformes; Bagridae. Gene Ontology annotation, molecular function: insulin-like growth factor I binding; insulin-like growth factor II binding. The record is from RefSeq and is a predicted model, not a curated record. The coding region runs from base 252 to 1094 and encodes 280 amino acids.
CUUGUGUGCACUGAAGCAGGGCUCAAAGUGCUCUUAUUUGCCUGUCGGGGUAUUUUGUCUGCCUUUUUUCCAGCCGUUGUGUCUAAGGAACAUGGCAGCAGAUAGGACCCAGCAGACAGACUUGGCAAUCCUCACCUGUCCGUAGCCGCUUUUUUGAGCUUUUCCGCACCUGAAGCUGACCGUAACGGAAUACCGUUAUCUGGUUUGUGUUCUCCCGCUCCAUAAACUCAGCGCUGCCUCGGCAGAACGCGAUGCGGUCGCGGUGCGUGCGCGCUUUGUUACUCGCCUCCUUGGCGCUGCUCUUCUCAUCCUCCUCCUCCUCCUCCUCCUCCGGCGCUGAGGUCGUAUUCCGCUGUCCGAGCUGUACGGCGGAGCAGCAGGCGGCGUGUCCCAAACCCCCGACCCCAUGCACUGAGCUGGUGCGGGAGCCGGGAUGUGGCUGCUGUCCCGUGUGCGCGCUGCAGCUCGGAGAGCCGUGCGGGGUUUACACGGCGCGCUGCGGAAGCGGCCUGCGCUGUUCCCCGAGCGAGGGCGCCGAGAUGCCGCUGGACGAGCUGGUGAAGGGACUCGGGAGCUGCCAGGUCAGAACCGAUAAUACGGACACGCACGAUGAGCGCGACCUCGAGUCCGAUUACGCAGAGCCAUAUGCAACUAGGCCUCCGAUUCCGAGGAAGCCAAACAGAGAUGCCAACUACUGGCACAUGAGGGAGACUAUGGUCAAGCAUCACCAGAAUGAGCAGAAGACCAGGAUGAUGAAUCGUGUGGAUGAGCCCAAAAACCCUCGUGCCAGAAUGAGUCAGUGUCAGCAGGAGCUGGAUAAGGUGCUGGAAGAGAUCUCUAAAAUGACCUUCCAUGACAACAAGGGACACCUGGAGAACCUGUAUGAGCUAAAGUUUCCCAACUGUGACAGUAACGGACAAUAUAAUGUAAAACAGUGCCACAUGUCCACCCAUGGGCAAAGGGGUGAAUGCUGGUGUGUGAACCCCCACACUGGUGUCCAGAUUCCCUCCUCCAUCAGAGUGAGGGGUGACCCCAACUGCAGCCAGUACUACAGCGGACCUGAGCUCAAGUCCACUACCAGCCUGUACAAAUAGAUGUGGAUGAGUGGAGCGACAGAACAACAAGAGACAAAGCUAGAGAGACAAGUGUGCAAGCAUAUACUUUUAUGUGUCUGUAUGUGGAACUUAUUUCAGACCUGUUAUAAUUUGCAUUUUUAUCUUAUGAAAUAACACAAUAGAAAGCACCACAUUCAGACAAAGGUGAACUACAUAUAUGCUACAUUUACUGACAAUAGACUGGUGUUGUGUGUUCGUAUUAUAGCCUGUACUUUAACACAGUUAGUUUAAACAGGCUCUUCUCAUCCUGUGACUAUCUUCUAGUGUAGCUGCAGUACAAAUCCCAGUAUGUAACAGUUUGUGCAGCUUCCUCUAUUUGGUCCCAUUCCCAACUUCCUUUUAGAGCCAGGCUAACAUAAGCUACAACCACUCCUGUGCUGCUGCUUGUCUAACACUAAACAUGCACCAAAGUAGGAAUGCUAAAGUAUAAUUUUAAGCAGUGUCCUGCUAACAAUGUACUUUAUUUGCAUGGAUUUGUUUUCUAUGUUUGUCCCUCCUUUUUGUGGUUUUUCCAUGUGCACGGACACCAUCAGCGCUGUUUACUUGUAUUCAAAACCGCCUCCUCUCUUUGACUCACCUUACCGAACCAUGUGGAGCUGCAUGCUCUGUACUGGCCUUGUCUAGUGUCUGCGGGGUGUCCACAGGGUUACUCAGUGCACAAUUGCGUGUGUGUAUAUAUGUGUGUGUAUCCGAGUGUAGCCAAAGUUGGCAGCUGAUGGACUUCUCCUCCUAUUCUCUCCAUCCAGUCAUAUGGGAGAAAAUACGGGUGGAGCGGUAGGUUUAGGAGCAAAAAUGGUUACUAAUGAUGUGCUGACAGAGGUCAAGAUUAGGACACAAAGCUGACACUGACAAAUGCAAUAUUAAGUGGUUUAAGUACCUAUAAAUAAACACAGGUUUGCAAAUAUAUGCCUGCAAUGCAGAUGGACUGUACUUUACAUUUUGCUAUUUCACAUUUCCCAUGACUGGGGGUGACUGGAGGGCCCGUUUGGCAUUUGGAAGAUUUAGUGGUUGGUUUAGGGGGGUCUCGAGAUGUGUGAAAGGAUGCCAAUUGGUGCACAGGUUGAGGGGGGCUGCUAAGCUUGCCGUGUCAGGAGCUUUCCCACCUGGUGUGAUUUGUUUAGUGUAAAUGUUGCAUGCUAGGGCAGUGAUUGUCCUUGAAAGCUAUAGUUACAUUUUUUUCGGUCUGUGAAGUACGAUCGUGCUUGUCUGUCUGUCUUUCCAUCUUUGUCUCUCUUGUUCUCCCUUUCUGUUUCUCUCUCUUUCUCUCUCUCUCUCUGAGUGUAGCAUUGGACAGAUUAAAUAGACAGGAUCCAUAAAUAGCAGCUGAGAUUAAGCUGAUCGAUUGUAAACAAAUGGUGCGUAGGCCCAAGAGCUCGGCUAAAAAACUGUUCUACUCUGUUUGGAGAUUUCUGUGAGCUUUGCCUCUCAGAUAACAUAUUAACCUUCACAAGCUCACAUGGUGUUGCCAUGUCCAGCUCGCCUUUAAAAUUAGCUUUCAUAGAUUUUCUUUUUUUAGAGUGUAUUAUGGUGCUACAGCCUGGCUCUCCUAAACCCUGCUCCCCCCAUGUGGGGUUUUGGGGCCAGCACAUAGGCUGCUGAGACUCUGGCUACGAGUUUUCCAUUUGGGCUGGCUUCCAAAAUAGAUUACUGCCUCCCCUCUGGUGGUACAGUAAAUUUUAUGGUAGUUUGAGUCUGACCUAGUUUGAAAACAAAGCAAAACCAAUUCCUGUGGUUUUUUAAGCAUAUUGAUUUGCCAGAGCUGUGCUGAAGGAGUGAAAGAAUUUGGUUGUGUGUGUGCAGAGGGGGUUGCUGUGCCAUGCCUGUAGCCAGAGGACAGAGGGAAGUGGUGUUUGCCAUCUGCUGCAGUGUAAAAAUGUCAGAGCUGCAUGCUGUUUGGACAGCUUCGGACAGGCGACAGGAAUUUCUUAAGCAAAUCCUACACAGCACACAAUGUACUAGCCUCGCACACUUUCACUUUUUACAUUUUUUUCUUGUUGUUGUUGUUGUUGCAUCGCAUGCCACCGAGUAUUGGGAGGCACACCAGCAUCAGAUAGUAAAGUUUACUGGUAACCACUAAUGCAGCAUGCUUCUUGUAUCUUUUCUCAUUGGAAUUAAAGUGCCUGCUUGCAAUUCAGAAAGGGAUUGUGAAAGCCAUACAUGCAUGCCAACCAACAAAGAUAUUUUUAAAGGCCUGUAAUAAAUGACAAUAUGAUUAAACAUGUUACUUUCA